Messenger RNA from Wyeomyia smithii (pitcher-plant mosquito), 2914 nucleotides. RefSeq names its product CUE domain-containing protein 1. Lineage: Eukaryota; Metazoa; Arthropoda; Insecta; Diptera; Culicidae. The transcript has 3 exons. Gene Ontology annotation, molecular function: ubiquitin binding. The record is from RefSeq and is a predicted model, not a curated record. Bases 512 to 1336 code for a protein of 274 amino acids.
UGUCACAGUCACGCACGGUUCGGUUGGCAGACGAGCUGUCAUUUACGAAGUACGCAAAACAAAAAUAAUUAAAAGUCAUUAUUUUCGGAAAAAUUUCUAAAAUUUCUACUCCUUGGUCAACUUUUUUCGACAAAACAAUGUUGCUGCACAUGUAACAAUGGAUGACACGGCCAAAUUCUAAAUAGUGCAGCUGAUUCCAGUCCUAGUGAACGCGUAAGAAGUCCUACAAGCAAGAGGUGAAAACGAUUACUGACUGGGCACAGCCAGGAAUACAUCCACGAAACAGUGUGGAAGAAGUAACGAGCGUGAGCGGGUUCUUUUUUCAUUCGACUCGCGCUCCAGCUUUCGAGUUUCGCGCAAUUACGUAAAUAUUUGCUAAUCUUAUUCCUCGCGUAUUCGAGCAUCUUUCGCCUUGUCCGGGUGACAUUGGUGGAUGCGUACCUUCUAAUUAGUGUGUGGCUUUGAUUUUCCCCCGAAUUAGGUCCGAUUAGAGCUAAUAACAUCGGACGACAUGGCUUCGACGAUGCAGCUAGAGUUUGCACAGGCCAUGGCAGAUUUUAAGAAUAUGUUCCCAGACAUGGACAGGGAUGUGAUAGAGGCAGUGCUCAGAGCAAACCAGGGGGCAGUGGAUGCGACAAUCGAUCAGCUGCUAGCUAUGAGCACCGAUAAUCAGAAUGAAAAAAUUCGCCAAGAGUUGGAUGGAGAUACAGGUAGGACCCUUCCGACAGGUGGACAAAAUCCUGCAAUCGGGACUGGUACAUUGCUGAACUUGUCCACUAGUCCAGCAGCUUCGUUGCUCAGUACCUCGCCUAAAUCGGCAGCAUUGGGAGCAUCUCCCAAAAUCAAGAAAUCUCCUGGCAGCUCCAGUGUUACCAGCAGUCCAAGAGCGACGGCCAUCGGUGCCGUAACCGCUCGGGAUUCGGACAAGUCUCCGGUCGCUCGCCGAUGGAAUCCACCGAUGUUGGGCCCUCUGCCGCCCACCUUCCUUCGGCUUAACAGUGACGCUUGCCGCAAUACCGAGUUCGAUCUUGGCGAUGAGCAAUUUGCGAUGAUGUUACAGAAUGAAGAAUUCAUGGCAGAACUGAGAUGGAACCAGGAGUUUCUGUCCGCACUUGAAAAAGAUCACCAGGGCAAGGUUUCGGACGAUGCCGCCUUUAAGGAACGAUUGCGCCAUAUGGGCAAGGUAUCACGGAAGAAAUUUACCCAGCUGGCUCGGGUGUUCACCUGGCAGCGGGGUACCAACAAGAAAGCUAGUGCCGUUAGACACCCAGACUCGCUGUUGCUACAAGAGGAACACAGUGACGAUGACGAACCGAGAAAGUCCGCUAAAAAGUAGAUUGCGUGUCCGUUCGCUUUUUUUGACGGUCGGUGGUUUUGUGGUCUCGCGUGCGAAGUUCAGACCGGGUGUGCGUGGUUGAGGAGGCAAAAUUUAUUCCACAGUUUUACCCUAACUUUAGUGUUUUUAAAAGAUAAGACUGUUAUACUUUUUCGGUGAAAAGUGAUUUUGAGAGGUCUGACGGAUUUACGGUGGAAAUAUUAUCUACAAGCUGGGUCGAGCGAAGGUUUUGACGAAUGCGGUCAUAUCAUUGGCAAACGUUUUUUUUUGUUUUCAAUUCUGCUGUUUCAAGUGCAAUCAUAUUAGAAAUUUUAAGUUUUUCGUUGAUUUAAUUUAUUUGUAUAUAGAGAGAUUAUGUGGAGAUGAUUAUUUUCCAUUCUGUUCUGUUCUCUUAGUUGUGUAGGUUUUUGCAAAGCAUUUAGCUUUUAUCAUAUAAUCUUAUUUACUAUUAUACUCUACCUGAGUUAGAUUGUGAUCUUAUACUCGCUUAUGAAAGGAAAAGUUAUUUAGUAAUUGAGCAGUUUUUUUGUAAAUUUAUUAGUGACAGUUACUAGAAACAUCAUACCGUGAAUUUCUAACUCUUCAUCAUGCCGGUCGAGCAUUGUAGAUAAACGAUAAGAAAUACUGAAUCAAUCAUUUGAUGCGAAGAAAAAGAACAUAAACUAAACAAAAGUGGAAAUUAUACUAGUCAUCUCAAAAUAUUGAAAUGAAUCUCGGCUCUGGACAGUACUCUAGGAAUCUCUUUCUCUAAUAUGCCAGAAAAUGAAUGAAACGAUACAUAAAAGGAGAUACUCUAACUCACAAACAAAUAUUGAGCCUAAAAUGCAAACAACCAGUAAACAAAACAUUACUAAAUGAUAAAACAAGCAGAGUAAAGCUUAGUGUAAAAUGAUAGUGCAAAAAAAAAACACUAACUAUACUUGUGCGCCCUAUUUAAUUAUCACAUUGUUUCGCUUCGCAAAUCUAGCUGAGUGUGACGUAAAAAGCCAUGGAUGUUUAAUUAGCUCAGUCUAGGAAACAAAUUGUUAAAACAACUGUAGCUAAUUUGAAUUUCAAAGCUUAUAUUAUAGAUAUUAUUUGCGAAAAUCUGUUGGGCAAAAUUUGUAUUUUUUUCAAGUUAUUCAGUCAACUAUUAGUUUCAGCAACUCUCGUUUUUUUUUUCGAAAUUCUAAUAAAUUACAUCUAUCUUCCUUUUACUUUUGGAUAAAAAUACAUAAUUUUAGUAUAAAUACUUCGACAGUAAAAUAUCUAUUUUAGACAUAAUAAAUUGCAUAGUGCCCGUGAAAAUGAUCAGCAAACUAUAUUGUUCGCCCUAUGCUUUGGGAUUCCCAAAACGCCAUUUAAGCCAUGCAAUCGCAAUAGAACGGUAAAAAAAAGUUCAAAAAUCCAGCGGAAAUAGCAGAUCGUAUUAUUUACAUUAGCAUUAUUUGCUUAAUUCAAGGUCGCCCCUUUGAAAUGAAUCAUGUUUUAUUAUGACAUUUUCGAAGAAAAAAAAGAUAAAGCUAAAAUCGCAAAUUCAAAUUAAACUGUACUACAUGUUAUCAUUUUACUCAAUAAACAAUCAUGGAAUAAAUAGAA